GCCAAAAACGGAUGACGGCGGAUGAUGUUUAUAACGCAAUUUUCGGGGGGUGGAAGAAGGUACGAACGAUUUUUGGAUGAAGGAUUUUUCCGGUUCUCUACCCCUUGCGCGGGGUGAAUGAAAUGUACAAGGAUGGGCUGGUUCAUUGAUUUGUUCGGAGCAGGUACACUUGUCAAACCACAAUUCUCGAUUAAUGAUUAACGAAAAUGAAAAGUCUAACGGACAGUGAAUUUAAACUGAAAUAUUUGUAAUAUUCUGAAGCACGUAACGGUCAAUUUAUGGUUCGAAUACGAUGCAAUAUCGAGGCAAUCUUGUGAAACACAAAACCUGUUCUAUAAACCCAUUUUAAAGAAAAAGCAUUUAAACUAUCAGCAGGAAAAGUGACUGGCUUCCUUCGCCUGAUCAUGCUGCUUUUCCUUUGCUGCUCCCGUCGAAAUCCACCCCCCCCCACCUUUUCUCUCCUCUUGCUAUAGGAGCAAGGGAGAAGGAGGCCGUUGUGGGGUGGUGAGCAAACCGAUCGCCUUCAAACACGGUCACUCACACCGCAAUCGCACCGCGCCGCACAUUUCAUAAUACGCAAGCACGCGGCUCACAAGAACUCUCUCACUCUCGCUCUCACGCGGGCGCUCUCACGAGGUCUCCUUGCUCCCCCCCACUCGCGCUCAUGACCUUCAAUUUUCGACGGCGGCCUGCUUCGACUCGGAACCGGAGCGAGUGAGUGACUUUUAUUAACGAUUUUCCUUUCAUUGGCGUCGGUCGUGUUUUUCGAAGACGCGCGCGCGCUUGCUCUCGACCACCUCGGCCCACCGGGUGGUGUGUUGUGUGUUGUGUGUGUCUUCCCAUAACGCCAAAAAACACCGCGUGUUGACGGCAACAAUUUGGAUAAAACGCUCAACAUCAGUGCCUCCAGCAAAAGGUGUGAAAGUUUAAAGCAAAAGUGCAAACAAAAGUGCAAAAGUUAAUCGAGACGAAGGGAGGGAGCAUCGAAAACUGAUCUGUGACAGGCCUGUGUUCCCUCUGUCUCUUGGCGGGUGUGUGUGUGUUAAUUCAGUUGUUUUGAAUGGUGUAAAAGUGACGAAAACUCAACGGAAACUCGCAAAAGUUUUCCUCGUAUCAUUUUAUUAGUUAAGUGCUUUGUGAUUUGUUUGCGGUCGAGCGCCGAGCAGUGUUUUGAGCAUUGGUGUGUGUUUGUGCAUUGCAAAAAGUGCCUCAGGAUAACGAGUAUUGUUACGCAGAAGGAAUAUAAGGAGCGAAAGAGUGCGACGCCUUGGUGCAUAUUUUCCUACAAUUGAAUGAAGAAAGCGCCCAAAACUUGGUGCGUUGGCUUGUAGGAAUAUUGUGUGUGCGUGUGUGCAUGCUUAAGCUGUCUUGCCUUAUCUCCCGUGUCCAUGUGCGCGUUCGUGUGUGUGGGAGAGUGUAAGUGAAAUGUUUUGAAAUAAAAUAAAAACGGCAGAAAGCAAAAUAUUAAUAAAAGAAGAAAAGAAAUAGUGAAAACGUUCCAAUCGUUGUUGCAAACCGCGGGCGCCGGAAGAAAGUGGAUGGAGCAAAAGUGAAGCGCGCUCUCUCGGCCGUGUGAAGUGAAGCGACGAGGAGUUAAAGAAGGUUAUAUGGCAAAAAUGUGUUUCGCCACACGCGCUGGCCGUCUACGGUUUAGUUCGGUUCGGUUCGGUUUGGUGAAAAUUGAAAAGUGAAAAGCGCCUCUACCUUCUAUCAGUAUAUCAUCCGUCGUCGGGCCCAAUCGUAGGCAAACAAUAGCGGCAGCGUGCAAAUAGGGUAGCCAGAGCCCCCGUCCUUCCCAGAGUACAUAUCCGAUUCAAGUGUGUCACGCCGUCGAUACAAAGCAUCCCAGUCCACAUCAUGCUGUCGGACGGGUAUCAUCAUCAUCCGGUGGCGCUGCACCACCAGCACCACCACUAUCAGGUGCCGGCCACUCCGUCCGUGAUAAAGGAGAACCAUCUUGUGGCAGCCACCACGACCACAGCGACCAGUGCCGCUGCAACGAGCAGCGUGCCGGAGGGUUCGUCGUCUCCUUCCGCCGAGCGGCAGCUGCAGGUGCCGAAAGUGUCCGCCGGGCCGAAUCCACCGACCUCACCGCCGGUCAUCACGUAUCACGCGGUGCACGGUGGCAGCUCCUCCUCCGUCUACACCAGCCACCCCAAGAUUCUGCACUCGAUGAAGAGCAUCUCGGCGGACGUGGCGGCCAGCUCCAAGGCGGAGGAUGCGCUCGGGCAUCCGCACCACCAUCCGCAUCAUCUUCACCACCACCAUCACCAGCUGUCGGUGUAUGGUCGGGGUGGACCACCACAUCAGCAGCUCCAGCACCAUCAGCAUUCGUCGGGCGUGGUGGUCGUCGUUCCCAAGCAGGAGUCGACCUCCUCGACCACGGCCGGUGGUGGCGGCGGCAGUCCACCAACGACACCGCCCGUCAUUAUGGAUAACAGUGUGGCCAGCUCGAGCAGCAGCAGCGGCAAUGGUGGCGUCAACAACACCUCCACCAGUGGCGGCAGUUCCAGCAGCUGUUCACCCGGCCCGAAAGGCGAGCCGGACUUGAACAUAGAAUUCGAUGGCACAACCGUCCUGUGCCGUGUGUGCGGUGAUAAGGCGUCCGGUUUCCAUUAUGGCGUCCAUUCGUGCGAAGGAUGCAAGGGUUUCUUCCGGCGGUCGAUACAGCAGAAGAUCCAGUACCGACCGUGCACGAAAAAUCAGCAGUGCAGCAUACUGCGAAUAAACCGCAACCGCUGCCAGUACUGCCGAUUGAAGAAGUGCAUCGCCGUCGGCAUGAGUCGUGACGCCGUCAGGUUUGGGCGGGUGCCGAAGCGGGAAAAGGCCCGCAUACUGGCCGCGAUGCAGCAGAGCACGCAGAACCGGGGCAACCAGCGGGCCCUCGCCAGCGAGCUCGACGAUCAGCCCCGGCUGCUCGCCAGCGUCCUCCAGGCGCACAUCGAAACGUGCGAGUUUACGCGCGAAAAGGUCGCCGCCAUGCGCCAGCGGGCCCGCGACUGCCCGAGCUACUCGAUGCCGACACUGGCCUGUCCCCUGAACCCAGCGCCCGAGCUACAGUCGGAGCAGGAGUUUAGCCAGCGCUUCGCCCACGUCAUCCGGGGCGUGAUCGACUUCGCCGGCAUGAUACCCGGCUUCCAGCUGCUGACGCAGGACGACAAGUUCACGCUGCUGAAGGCGGGCCUGUUCGAUGCGCUGUUCGUGCGGCUGAUCUGCAUGUUCGACACGUCGAUCAACUCGAUCAUCUGCCUGAACGGGCAGGUGAUGCGGCGCGACACCAUCCAGAACGGGGCGAACGCUCGCUUCCUGGUGGACAGCACGUUCAACUUUGCGGAGCGGAUGAACUCGAUGCAGCUGACCGACGCCGAGAUCGGGCUGUUCUGUGCGAUCGUGCUGAUCACGCCCGACCGGCCCGGGCUGCGCAACGUCGAGCUGAUCGAGCGCAUGUACACGAAGCUGAAGGCCUGCCUGCAGUCGGUCAUCUCGCAGAACCGCCCGGACAAGCCGGAGUUUAUGCAGGAGCUGCUGCGCACGAUGCCCGAUCUGCGCACGCUCAGCACGCUGCACACGGAGAAGCUGGUCGUGUUCCGGACGGAGCACAAGGAGCUGCUCCGGCAGCAGAUGUGGUCGGCGGAGGAGGACCAGGGCGCGGUGCUGGACGCGAAGAGCCCGGCCAGCUGGAGCUGCGACGGCAACCAGGUCGAGGUGGAGAUCGCCAAGAGCCCGAUGAGCUCCGUCUCCAGCACGGAGUCCACCGAAACGUCCUCCUCGUCCUCCUCCUCCUCCUCCUCCUUGUCGUCGGAGUACCAUCACCUGCACCAUCACCAUCACCAGCACGGUGGCAUUUCGUCGGCGGCUUCCGCGGCGGCUCCCCUGCUCGCUGCCACCCUGUCCGGCGCCUGUCCAAUCAUUCGGCAUCGGGCCAGCUCGGGCUCGUCGGCGGAGGACGAUCUGAUCGGCGGCACGGCGCAACAUCUCGCCCAGAACGGGCUCACCAUCACGCCCGUCAUCCGGUCGGUCGGUUCGUCGUCGUCGUCGUCCGCCUCGUCCGCGUCCUCGUCGUCCGCUUCGUCCGGGGCGGGCGCAAGCCAUCUGCACCAUCACCACCACCAUCAUCACGUGUCGCGGUACCGCAAGCUCGACUCGCCGACCGACUCCGGCAUCGAGUCGGGCAACGAGAAGCACGACAAUCCGUCGCCCCAGCAGCAGCAGCAGCAGCUCCACCAUCAGCAGCACCACCAUCUGCUGCUCCAUCCGAAACCGGCUAGUAGCAGCGUAAGCAGCGGUUCGUCGUCUUGCUCCAGCCCGCGGUCGUCGCUCGAAGACCCAGCGCUCGAGGACAGCAGCAGCAGCAGCAACGGCAAGGCGCCCUCCCUGGCGCGGCACGCCAGCGUCGACAACAUGCCGGUGCUGAAGCGCGUCCUGCAAGCGCCACCGCUCUACGACACCAACAGCCUGAUGGACGAGGCGUACAAGCCGCACAAGAAGUUCCGCGCCAUGCGCCACCGGGAGAGCGAGGCGGAAGCCGCUUCCUCCUCCACCACCACCACUAGCGCGAGCGCCGCCCCGUCCCCGUCGGCGACCGUGCUGGCGUCGUCGUCCUCACCGCGCCCGGCCUCGGUGCCCCAGCCGCAGCAGUCCGUGGUGGCAAUCGCCGCCCCAUCACCACCCCAGCAGCCUGCGCAGCAGCCGCCCCAGCACCAUCAGUCGCAGCUGCACAUGCAUUUAACGCGACCGCAGACGACGCAGUCCCACCAAAGUAGCGCCACCGGCUUCCUGCAGUCGACGUCCGCGCGGUCCAGUCCGCAGCCUCCGCAGCAGCAGCAGCAGCACCACCACCACGCCUACUCGUCCCUCUCGAGCACGCACUCCGUGCUGGCCAAAUCGCUGAUGGAGGAGCCGCGCAUGACGCCCGAGCAGAUGAAGCGCACCGACAUCAUCCACAACUACAUCAUGCGCGAGUCGGCCCAGGAGCAGCAGCAGAACUACAUCAAGCAGCAGCAGCAGCAGCAGCAGCAGCAGGGAGGACUGUUGGUGUGUGGCGCCAGCGCCGCCAACGGUGUGUUCCAGCGGGCCUCACCGCAUCUCACCGUGUCGGCCGUCUCGCCCGCCCCCUCGUCCUCGUCCUCCAGUGGAAGCAGUCCGGCGGCGGCGGCCGCCCCGAACGGUGGCUGUCCGUUUGGAGGUUCGUCGUCUAGCGCCUCCGCCGGGCGAUGGCAGCAGGUGAUACCGGCAGUGACGGCCAGCGUCAUCACGACGACGGGCGGCCACCGGGCACAGCAGACCCCGUCCCCGGGCAGUCUCACCCCGCCGGACACUUCCUCCUCCUCGUCCUCCUCCUCGCUGUCGGUGGUUUCGUCGCCACCGUCGGCUGCCUCGCCGUCCUCGUCCUCCUCCUCCGCCACCAGCAUCCGCUACUUCCAGUCGCCCCACUCGACGAUGACGUCACCCGCACCGCCCGCCUCCCCCUCGUCGGUGGUGGUCGUGGCGCCCCCGCACACCCCCUCGCCCCGGCUCAUCGAGCUGAAGGUGGACAUUGGUAGCAGUGCCACCGCCACCACCUCCCUCGAUCCGUGCCACCAGCAACCGUUGAACCUGUCGAAGAAGUCACCCUCGCCGGCGCCCACGCCUGUGUCCGUCGUCCAGCGGUCCAUCGUGGGGGGACCGUCGGCCCUCUCGCCGGUCGGUGCCGCCACGACGGUCGUAGUGGCCACCAGCAGCAGCAGCAGUAACGCCGCCACCAGCAGCAGCAGCAGCAACAAUCCCACCAUCCACAAGAUCCUACUCGAGGCGUAAACACAGCAAACAGGCGUUCGCGGGCGAAUCCUACCACAAACAAAAGAAACCACAAGAGGCAGACCAGUAGCAGCAGAAGGGGGAUCAGUGGGAGAGAAUGAUUGCGCAUUCGCAGAGGAAAAAAACACUACAUCUACAAGUUGUACAAAUUUUUAAUGUGUUAAGAAGACGAACCUCCGGACAAGCCUAAAAAGCGCACGGUAAAACACUCACACACACACACACACAUCAUGAGGGAAGGGUAAAGGGGGGAGAGGAUGUAUUAUAGUAUUUUAGUGGCCGAAUGAUCUACAAAUGCGAAACUACAAUGCGAAGCCAAAAACGUGUGUGUGCGUGUGUGUGUGUGUGUUGGUGGGAGCAGAGCGGGAAGAGGGGAUGAUGGUGUGCGUGUGUGUCUGUGUGUGUGUUGCUCUUAUAGAUCUCGAUUUUUGUUUUAUUAAAAGAAAGCUGUGGACACACGUGGAGAAGAGACUACUACGGCGACUGCAAGCGCAGGCGACGAACCUCAACAGAAAUCCCCUCUCUUCUCCACGCAAGGCGCAUAUGUGUGUGCUUCUAUCCAAUGGGCCGGUGUCGGAUCGGGUGCAAAACAAAAUAGGGAAGGAGAAUAUCCUAGUGUGAUGAUGGCACGCCGCCACUAGCAAGCCAGGAGCUGUAAUAGUAAUAGGUUUUAGUGCGUGCGUGAGACAAGGAAGACGACGGUGACGUUAGUAGUUUGUAAGAACAAUUCCCACGAGCAGCUCUGAUGCGUAGAUAUGUAUGUAUGUGUGCGUGCGUAAGUGUGUGUGUUAAGAAUCAAUAAUUUUGAUGAACAAAACAGCGAAGAGAGCUAAGUUACUGCAAACAGCCAAACCUAUAUAGAAGCUUAGUGAGAAGCGAAGGAUAUUAAAAGAAAACGGCAACACAAAUACACUCACCUCACAGGCAAACCCACAGUACAUAUGGUAUGGAAGUAUGGAGGUUUUUUUUAACUUCUGUUGUACAGUAGUAGUAGUAGUAGUGGCACAAGUGCAAAGCGAAGCAAGAGGAGCAAGAUAAAACACGCAAAAUGUAUAUGCUAAGAGAAAAAAGAAAGGGAAAACCCCACUCACUCACAAACACACAUAAACAUAAAUAUCCUAGAAUGGUUGAACGGAAAACAACAACAACAAACAAAACUUUGCAAAGACACUCACAGAGAGAGAGA
Messenger RNA from Anopheles gambiae (African malaria mosquito), 6982 nucleotides. It is a transcript of the gene Eip75B, whose product is annotated as ecdysone-induced protein 75B, isoforms C/D. The record is from RefSeq and is a predicted model, not a curated record. Gene Ontology annotation, molecular function: zinc ion binding; RNA polymerase II cis-regulatory region sequence-specific DNA binding; nuclear receptor activity. The transcript is spliced from 5 exons. Gene Ontology annotation, biological process: hormone-mediated signaling pathway; cell differentiation; negative regulation of transcription by RNA polymerase II. The coding region runs from base 1858 to 5796 and encodes 1312 amino acids. NCBI's taxonomy places the organism in Eukaryota, Metazoa, Arthropoda, Insecta, Diptera, Culicidae.